CAGCACGUAAAACCGGUAAAACACAUCCAAAGCGGAUUAACUGGGUUACUGUCAUCGGCUUUUUGGUUUCGGUUUCGGCUGUUUCGAAAUUUGGUAUCAAAUCGACUGAAUCAACGAAUAGCAAAAUGGAGCCAAUGACGCUGGGAAGUCCGAGUGGAAGCCCCUUACCGUCCAGUAGUGGAUAUCUACCAUCGUUUCUCAUGGGUGAAACACCAACGACGCCCCGGGCUAAUACGCUUUCGCCAACAAAAGGUAGAGCUUCAUUAGCAUUCACCCAGCCCUCCACCGUAGGACAUGGUACACAGUCUCCGGACUUUGUGAACAGAACUACUUCUGGCCUGCCUCCAAAAUUUUCACUAGUUGGAUCCAAUCUCAAUCAAUCUGGUAUGAACCACAAUACGAGUGUAUCAGGCCCGCCAACUCAAGGUCUAUUCGACUCGUUUCGGAAUGAGAAACAACUUUUUCAAACCCCAACAAAAAGUUUCCUCGCGCAGCAUCAAAAUGUAUCCGGUCCAUCGACUCCGACGUUCCACCAUUCGACCACCGAUUCUUACCUGAACCAAAGCGGAUUUAACGUUUCAAGAGUCAUGUCGCCCAUUCCAGCUGCCAGAGAACAAGAUUUCAUCCGCAAUACUUCCAUCGUUUCACCACUGUCACAAUCUCAAAUGAACUUAUCUCACGUUAAUGGUGGCUAUGACUAUUGGAUAACAGUUUUUGGCUUUCCGCAAUCUGCUUCGUCCAUGAUUUUAUCGCAUUUUUCACAGUGUGGAGCAAUAAUCGACAAACGAUUUGCGACGCAAAAUGGAAACUGGGUGCAUCUUAGAUUCACUUCCAGAUUGGAGUGUGAAAAGGCUUUGAAUUACAAUGGAAAAAUAGUUGGUCAAAACCUUAUGAUAGGAGUACAAUACUGUAACGAUCCUGCUAUUGUGGGGAAGGAAAAUAGUGAAGAACGUAAAGAAUACUCAAUCAGCCGAGUGCGUUCGCUGACCCAUGUUGCGUACAAAAAUGCACAACACUCGACAGAUGUGAUGCCAAGUGUAUCAGCACCAAAACGAAGUUCUGGAAUUGUUAAUAAAGCCAUGGAUCUUUUCUUUGGGUGGUAAAGUUCGUGAACUAUGGAAAAUAAACUUGGUUUGGCAAUUAUACUUCGGAGUGCAGUGGUUUAAUAUGUAGCUUCAAUUGAUGAAUACACACCUAUUUUUAUAACCAA
This is a messenger RNA of Topomyia yanbarensis, 1210 nucleotides long. It is a transcript of the gene Nup35, whose product is annotated as nucleoporin Nup35. Gene Ontology annotation, molecular function: structural constituent of nuclear pore; single-stranded DNA binding; phospholipid binding. The transcript has 3 exons. The record is from RefSeq and is a predicted model, not a curated record. Gene Ontology annotation, biological process: regulation of DNA-templated transcription; nuclear pore organization; NLS-bearing protein import into nucleus. The coding region runs from base 126 to 1103 and encodes 325 amino acids. Gene Ontology annotation, cellular component: nuclear membrane; nuclear pore nuclear basket; nuclear pore central transport channel. Lineage: Eukaryota; Metazoa; Arthropoda; Insecta; Diptera; Culicidae.